Messenger RNA from Orbicella faveolata, 1265 nucleotides. RefSeq names its product diencephalon/mesencephalon homeobox protein 1-like. Gene Ontology annotation, molecular function: RNA polymerase II transcription regulatory region sequence-specific DNA binding; DNA-binding transcription factor activity, RNA polymerase II-specific. The record is from RefSeq and is a predicted model, not a curated record. Gene Ontology annotation, biological process: regulation of transcription by RNA polymerase II. NCBI's taxonomy places the organism in Eukaryota, Metazoa, Cnidaria, Anthozoa, Scleractinia, Merulinidae.
GGUUGGCGAGAUAACAGCUGAAAAUUAGUUGAAGCAAUCAGUUUCGGCUCGCGGUCCAGGAUCUCUUUAAAAAUUAUAACUAUUUGAUCCAACUGUACAAAUAAAUUAUCUUCCAGAGCCUUGGAUAACAUCUAACCUCUUAGCGUAUAUAAGAUUUUAAUAAACGUCCACUGUGCCAGGGACGUCUCGUAUGUAAACAAACGUACGUGCAUACUUAGCCUACAACAUGUCGGAAAGAGGUUCCACGAGGCACUUAGAAUUCUUCUAGGGACGAGAAAUAUUUCUCCAAAGUGGAGGAUUUUGAGUUGGAACGGAACGUUCCUAUUCAGUCUAAGGGAAUAAUUCUUGUCAAACUGGAUUGAAGCUAGGCUCUGUAUAUGUUGCAAUCGAUACUACUGUCGCCAUCGCAUUGAGGUCAUACCAGAAGGACAGACAAAUUACGGGAUGGGUUUCUCGGUGUACUCUCAACAAGGAUAACUGAUUUAGCAUGUGUUGAAACGCGAAUUAACCAUUUACUGUGUAAGGAGGAAACAAUUGGGCAAACUACAUUGUGAUCUUCAUGCCACCCUUAAGGAGGGUGAAAAGAAGAGCCUUCGGCAGAAAAGCUGCAACAGCCAGCACAACAAAAAGCCAAGAGGCUGUUUUCGUGUGCAAGUCCUACUCCCUGCAGCGUCCAACAGUCUUAAUGGGGGAAUCGGUGGACAAACUUCCAUUUUCGGUGGCAAACAUCUUGCAGGGCGAUUUAUCAAGGGGAGUUAGAAAAGCCGACCAAUCUUCUUGCAACGCCAGUAAGGCUUUGACUCUCGCUGAACGACUAGCAGACGUGAUAAUGGAUGCCAAGAACAAUACAGAAGGCGGGGGACCGAAACGUCGGCGAACUCGCACGGCGUUCACUCAGUAUCAACUGAAAACCUUGGAGAACGUGUUUUCACACACUCAUUACCCUGAUGUGGUGAUGCGGGAACAGCUAAACGAAUGGACCAGCUUGCCAGACUCUACAAUACAGAUCUGGUUUAAGAACAGGAGGGCAAAGUUCAGAAAGGAAAAAAGGACUCCUAUUCUCCCUGUAAAGAAAGAUUAUAGCAUCGACAACUCAGCAUCACCGCUGAGCCCGGCUUGCUGCUGUCCAGCUACUUCACCCAUAUUCUUAACCCAAGGUAACAAACCUACUACCAUGGAGCAAAUGCAAGGGAAGAGGAUGCUUGCUCUGCCGUCAAUUUCUAGGUUACCCUCAGUGACAUCUGCUUGGAAGCUCGUGUAGAAAU